GAGAGGCAGGCUCACAGAUUCUGACGCCGAUGUCUAGCACCGAACACCGAACAAAAGCCGAAGAUGAACACAACCGAGAAGUUUCACCUUCCCGUUGAUGGCGUCCUCAAAAUGUUCAACACCUUCACUAGACAUCACCGGUCACAAAGCCCGACCCCCACGCCUGUCCUCCAGCAGCAGCACCCAAAGGUGUUGUCAAAGACAAGCAUGGGUCUCCUGGAGACAGUCAAAGGGCGCUGGAGGCAGCAGGACAACAGAGCAGUGGAGAGCGUCUCCAGUGACCCGCUCCCCCACAGGUGUGCAGAUGUGACCCGCAGCAUGGGCGUGAUCAAGCCCAGGAACUGUCACAGAAUAGUGGUGCUCGGUGCACCGCAGGUGGGCAAAACCAGCGUGGUCAGGCGCUUCUUGGGGGAAGACUUCCAAGAGCAGCAUGAACCCACUGCAGAGGACUUUCACAGGAAGUUGUUCCACAUUGGAGGGGAAACCUACCAAGUAGACCUCCUGGACGCCUCCAUGGAGAGAAACUUCCCGGCAAAACGGAGACUCUCCAUACUGACAGGUGACAUCUUCUUGCUGGUCUUCAGUCUGUGUGACAGAGAGUCCUUCAGUGAAGUUUGUGAGCUCCUCAGCGAGAUCAAAGCUGCAAAGACAAAGCUGCUGAAGGUCAAACAGCCGGCGAGAUUGCCAGUGGUGGUUUGCGGAAAUAAAGUUGACCUGGCCGCUCAGAGAGCUGUCAGCCGGUCAGAGGUCACCGAGGCUCUCACUCGGGAUGUCACAUUCGUCGAAACUUCGGCGAAGUGCGGCACCGGACUGGAGGUUGCGUUCAAGGAACUGGCCGUCAUGGGCGGCCUGCCCGACGAGACCAGCCCGUCAAGGCAUCAGCUGGUCUCAAUGGUCGCCUACCAGUCGCUGUGUGUGAACCAGCGGGGCCGCAGGCGGAGCCGCACGCCCUGUGCCGUCGUGGAUUCCUUGGUGCGUCGGCCGAGCUUCGGCAGCGACCUGCAACUGGUGCUUGGAUCAAGCACCAAAGCCAACAAACCCGAGAGGUGUCACAUUCAAUGAAUUGUGAUAACCUCUCCAAAGAAACCAAUUGCAGUAGUACGCUGCAAUGUUGUAUUAUGUAAGGAGUUAUACUCUGUAGCACCUGGCUGGACCAGUGCAUUCCUACUUUUGUA
This is a messenger RNA of Dunckerocampus dactyliophorus (ringed pipefish), 1175 nucleotides long. RefSeq names its product RASD family member 2a (gene rasd2a). The transcript is spliced from 2 exons. The coding region runs from base 64 to 1062 and encodes 332 amino acids. The record is from RefSeq and is a predicted model, not a curated record. NCBI's taxonomy places the organism in Eukaryota, Metazoa, Chordata, Actinopteri, Syngnathiformes, Syngnathidae. Gene Ontology annotation, molecular function: GTP binding; GTPase activity.